AUGUCGAGCACACUUGAUGAAUUUCAAGACAACUUAAAGGUAUGCACAACUUCGAUAACUAAUGUCUGUGACGGUGUCAGUCCCCACAAUUCUGACUCAAUAACUGUAGUAAAUCGUGUUUGCCAACCUUCCGAUGUUAGCCAGACCAACGGACAGAAGCAGUGCAUCGAUAUCGAUCAAAGUAAUAAUGGUCUUAGAACACGGGAUUGUGCCUCUCAAACACAAAACCAGAAUUGUGAUCAUUUGUCUGAAGAAUUGAGAGAUGCUCUCAAGAAAGUUGAUCGUCUGUUUGAUUUAACAAACAAUGUUUACAAUUCUAUAAGUAGAUUGAUAAAGGAAACCCCGGUUCCCUGUGGAAAUUGCAUGUUAGGAAAGAAUGCGUCUGGUUCAAAUGCCCAGUCAAUUUCUGCUGGGGAUAUCGGCGAAAAUAUUAGGAAGUGUAACGAAUUAUCUAUUGAACUCGAAGGUGUUAAGUUAGAUGCCGUAAUAACGGAGUCGAGACUCUCCAAUAAUAUAUACCAGAACAGUAAAGCGAUUGAGCAAAUUCAUAGUCAAAUGAUUAACAUGCAAAAUAUACAAAAUAUAACAGAUGAGCGGUCAACCAUCGCGAACAGAGAACAAUCAAAUACUCAUACAAUUAGUAAACAAAACGAAAUCAGUGAAAACCCCUGUAAUAAAUCAGUAGUUCUACAGGAUGAACAGUUUUGUUUAUCACAUGGACAUCAAAGUGAUAAGCUACAGAGUAAAGUCAGUAACAAUUCAAAUAGUGUUCGUGAUUAUCAAUGUGAGAAUUCUAAAUCAAAUUGUAAUACCGUAGAAGGUAAACUACAAGGUCAACCAUUUAGACGGUGUAAAACCAAAACGACGCUACCUAUGUGUUUGGGAAAUUUGCCACUAAUUGAGUUACCAUCAUCAAAAAUGCAGAAAAAUAAACAAA
This is a messenger RNA of Paramuricea clavata, 937 nucleotides long. The record is from the annotation of a GenBank genome assembly. Lineage: Eukaryota; Metazoa; Cnidaria; Anthozoa; Malacalcyonacea; Plexauridae.